CAUUCCACGGGCCUUUCCAACGGUACUCAGGCGGCCCUAUGGAACACCAAGGGACCGAGGGUAUAUAAGGGGGAGAGAGUGAAGGGAGGAAGCCACAGUGACAGGAGACGGGGACGGAGAUGGACCUGCGUUGGACCCUCACGUGGAUGAUGCUGGCGGCGGCGGUGGUGGUGGCGGCAGAACCCCCCUCCGGCCCCCACCCCGGGUACGCCUUCGCCCACGAGGUCAAGCAACCAACCCUCAACAAUUUCUUCGGGCACACGUCACACAGCAGCGGUGAUCGAACUGAAGGUCGCUACUACGUUUUCCUGCCCGACCACCGGCUCAUGACUGUCUCCUACUACGCCGACAGCACGGGCUACCAUCCUACGAUAUCCUACAGCACCCUAGAGGACGCCAAGGAUAUCGGGGAGAGGGAUAUCCUGGAGAGACGAGAUGGCGGCGGACGUCCUGCUCCUGUGAAGGUUCAAGACGCACUGAAGACGCCCCGGAGUGAGGAUAAUGGACUCCCUGCCUCGUCAGCCAAUCAGAGGGAGGGUAUCACCGUCUCAGCCAAUAGGGUGACGAGGACGCUGCGCCCAGGAGGGUAUAUAAAGGAUGUCGCCGGGAAUGAGCUGCCAGAUGAGUCUUGGGAACAGAAGGAGAAGGAACCCCAGACAACCUCGCAAGGACUACAGAAAUUCGUAUCCCCUAAGCCAAUCACAAGCCAGGGUUUACGAGGGGUAGUUUCCAGCCGACCAAUCACGAAUCAGGGUUCAGGGGGAUCAGUAACCUCUCCACCAAUCACAAACUCGCUCUUAAAACCCCAAAACACCGGACCAAUAGCAGUUCCCAGUCCCUCUACGGCUCGACCAAUCACGAACCAGCGUUUACGAGGGGUAGUUACCAGCCGACCAAUCACGAAUCAGGGCUCAGGGGGCACGCAGACCUCUCCUCCAAUCAAAAACUCGCUCUUGAAACCCCAAAACACAGGCCCGAUAGCAGUUUCAAGUGUGCCCAUCUCUCAACCAAUCAAAAUCCAGGGUUCGGGGGUGACGCAAACCGCUAAACCAAUCAAAAUCUCGCUCUUAAAACCCCCAAACACAGGACCGAUAGCAGUUUCAAGUGUCUCAAGCUCUCAACCAAUCAGAAUCCAGAGUUCAGGGGUGACGCAAGCCGCUAACCCAAUCAAAAUCUCGCUCUUAAAACCCCAAAACACAGGACCGAUAGCAGUUUCAAGUGUCCCCAUCUCUCAACCAAUCAAAAUUCAGAGUUCGGGGGUGACGCAAGCCGCUAACCCAAUCAAAAUCUCGCUCUUAAAACCCCCAAACACAGGACCGGUAGGAGUUUCAAGUGUCUCAAGCUCUCAACCAAUCAGAAUUCAGGGUUCAGGGGUGACGCAAGCCGCUAACCCAAUCAAAAUCUCGCUCUUAAAACCCCAAAACACAGGACCGAUAGCAGUUUCAAGUGUCCCCAUCUCUCAACCAAUCAAAAGCCAGGGUUCGGGGGUGACACAGAGCUCUGGACCAAUCAGAAGUGAGGGGUUUAGCAAAGGCUUCCUCCCAUUUGUCCCGCACGGAGCCAUUCCUAUCGCCUUUCCAGGAAGCGAAUUUGCCCUCAACGGAAAGGGACUGAAAAUAAAAACGGUGGAGAAGAAGAAAACAAAUAGUAAUAGGAAUAACAAUAAUAGGAAUAGUAAUAGUAGGAGUAGUAGUAAUAGUAAUAAUGUGUUUGGGAGAAGAAUUGUGAACUUUAGUGGAAAAGCGAAUGAUAAUAAUAAUAAUAAUAAUAAUAAUAAUAAUAAUAAUAAUAAUAAUAAUAAUAAUAAUAAUGAUAAUAAUAAUAAUAAUAAUAAUAAUAAUAAUAAUAAUAAUAAUAAUAAUAAUAAUAAUAAUAAUAAUAACUGGACAAAUAACAUCAGAAGCCAAAACAACAACAACAACAACAACAACAAUAAUAAUAAUAAUAAUAAUAAUAAUAAUAAUAAUAAUAAUAAUAAUAAUAAUAAUAAUAAUAAUAAUAAUAAUAAUAAUAAUAAUAAUCUUUUGGGGCCCAGCGGAAGAUCAUUGCCAAUCAAAAACAUUAAUAAUGACUUACAAAAUCUAUUCAAUAAUAAUAAUAAUAAUAAUAAUAAUAAUAAUAAUAAUAAUAAUAAUAACAAUAAUAACAAUAGAUUUAGCAACAACAACAACAACAACAACAACAACAACAACAACAAUAAUAAUAAUAAUAGAUUCAAUAACAACAACAAUUUCAACAGCUUCCAAAACAAUAAUAAUAAUAAUAAUAAUAAUAAUAAUAAUAAUAAUAAUAAUAAUAAUAAUAAUAAUAAUAAUAAUAAUAAUAACAGAAAUAACAAUAACAACUUCAACAAUUUCAACCAAAACAACAACAAUAACAUAAACGGAAAUAACAGAAAUAACGGAAAUAACAAUAAUGGAAAUAACAGAAAUAGCGGAAAUAACAAUAAUGGAAAUAACGGAAAUAACAGAAAUAACAAUGGAAAUAACGGAAAUAACAAUAAUGGAAAUAACGGAAAUAACAAUGGAAAUAACGGAAAUAACAAUGGAAAUAACGGAAAUAACAACAAUGGAAAUAACGGAAAUAACAAUAAUGGAAAUAACAGAAAUAGCGGAAAUAACAAUAAUGGAAAUAACGGAAAUAAGAAUGGAAAUAACGGAAAUAACAAUGGAAAUAACGGAAAUAACAAUAAUGGAAAUAACAGAAAUAGCGGAAAUAACAAUAAUGGAAAUAACGGAAAUAACAAUAAUGGAAAUAACAGAAAUAACGGAAAUAACAGAAAUAACGGAAAUAACAAUAAUGGAAAUAACGGAAAUAACAAUAAUGGAAAUAACAGAAAUAACGGAAAUAACAGAAAUAACGGAAAUAACAAUAAUGGAAAUUACAGAAAUAGCGGAAAUAACAAUAAUGGAUAUAACAGAAAUAACGGAAACUUAAAUAACAACGGAAAUAACAUAAAUAACGGAAAUAUCAAUAACAACAAUAACAUCAACAGCGGAAAUAACGUCAGCAACAGAAAUAACGGAAAUAACGGAAACGGAAAUAACAACAAUAACGGAAAUAACAGUAACAACAAUAACAUCAACAGCGGAAAUAACAACAGCAACAGAAAUAACGGAAAUAACGGAAAUAACGGAAACGGAAAUAACAACAAUAACGGAAAUAACAGUAACAACAAUAACAUCAACAGCGGAAAUAACAACAGCAACAUAAAUAACGGAAAUAACAACAAUAACAUCAACAGCGGAAAUAACAACAGCAACAUAAAUAACGGAAAUAACAACAAUAACGGAAAUAACGGUCACCAGAUUCAAAAUUCAAACUCAAAUUCAAAUCUUCGCACCAAAACCAACCGCCAGCCGCCGCCUCAACAGAACCGCCUAUUUAGCAACGGUUUCUCUUUCUUCGAUUUCAGAAAGCUAACGGAUAGUGACCCUGCUACUACUACUACUACUACUACUACUACUACAACCCCUCCUCCUCCUCCUACUACUACUACUACUACUAUUCCUACUACUACUGAUACUACUUCUAAAAGGCAACGGACAGUUUUUAAGGGGCCUACUGCAGCUAUUGUGUCCCUAGCAAGACUUGUCAGCACUACUACUACUACUACUGCUACUGAGCCUACUACUACUACUACUACUUCUACUACUACGCCUGCUACUACUACCACGCCUGCUACCAUUGCUACUACUACUACUCCUCUGACCCCAAGGCGUUCUAGAGGUAAUGUUAGGUUCACGCUACCACCGAAAUUAAAACAACUACCACGAUCUACUACUACUUCUACUACUACUACUACUACUGCUACUGGCGGAAGAGGGAGAUCAAAUACCCAAGACUUAAUUCGGUUAGCAAGAAGGCCUACUACUACUACUACUACUACUACUAUCCCUACUACUACUACUGCUACUAUCAAAAGAACACCAGGUACCAUAAGACCAUCGCUUGUUACAGUCACCCCUUCGGAAAACGUUAGCACAGAAAACGUUGCCGGGGGUUUCAAGAUCACCAGACCAUUUCCAAACGUUUUUUCAGCCUUCACGAGAUUGACAGCCAGUGGAAACGUUCUUAGCCGUUCCUCAAGGCCACAAACGCAAUCUGCAAACGUGUCUCAGUCCAGUGGAAACGUUCUUGGUGGGUCUUCAGGGGUAAAAACGUCAUUUUCAAACGUUUCUGAGACUUCAACGACUGUAAAACCAAUUGGAAACGUUCUUAGCCGUUUUUCAAGGCCAAAAACGUCACUCGCAAACGUUUCACAGCCAAGUAGCAACGUUUUUGGUGGGUCUACACUUCAGAAAACGUCAAAUUCGAACGUUUUUCAGCAUUCCACGACCUUGAAACCAAGCAGAAACGUGCUUGGAAAUUCUCUAGAGCAAAAAACGUCUAGCUCAAACGUUCCAAGUCGAUCACCUCACCCAAAAACGUCAUUGAAACCGGAAAACGUUGGUGACUUGAACGUUCCAGCUACUACUACUACUACUACUACGACUACCCCUGCUACACCUACUACCACUACUACUACUAAAACUACUUAUAAUAGGCCGAGAGGAAGAAAAACGGUUAUUAAGAGACUUAUAACUGCAUCUAGAGCGGGGUUAAGGAGUCCAACUACUACUACUACUACUACUACUACUACUACUACUACUACUACUGCUCCUCCUACUACUAAUGCUACUACAGCGUUGGAUUCUAGUGCUAAAUCAUCACCGUUUUUUAAGUAUUUUGGGAAGAAAUUGUAAAGUGAGAGAGAGAGAGAGAGAGAGAGAGAGAGAGAGAGAGAGAGAGAGAGAGAGAGAGAGAGAGAGAGAGAGAGAGAGAGAGAGAGAGAUAGAGAGAGAGAGAGAGAGAGAGAGAGAGAGAGAGAGAGAGAGAGAGAGAGAGAGAGAGAGAGAGAGAGAGAGAGAGAGAGAGAUAAUAAAGAUAACAGUAUGUAUUCUCAGGAGUUAUGUAUCAUCUUUUGUUAUCAUUAUUAUCAUUAUUAUUAUUAUUAUUAUUAUUAUUAUUAUUAUUAUUAUUAUUAUUAUUAUU
This is a messenger RNA of Eriocheir sinensis (Chinese mitten crab), 5034 nucleotides long. RefSeq names its product probable serine/threonine-protein kinase DDB_G0282963. The transcript has 3 exons. The record is from RefSeq and is a predicted model, not a curated record. Bases 120 to 4745 code for a protein of 1541 amino acids. Lineage: Eukaryota; Metazoa; Arthropoda; Malacostraca; Decapoda; Varunidae.